AUGAAGUCAACAAUCACAACAGCUGCUCUGUUCGCCAUGAUGUGCACUUCAGGCGCAAUGGUUCCAAACUCCAUUCCGGCAUUGCAGACCUGGAUUUCUUCCAACGGAGGUUCCAUCCAUCCCUCUGUGUGUGCCAAGCAAGCUGGAGACAUGCAAGGAGUCGGCCUCUUUGUCAAGGAAGGGAAGAGUGUGAGGAGAGGAGAAGUAAUGGUGUCGAUUCCGCCCAAGCUUCACCUGAGCUACGAGAAAGUCGUCGGAAAGGAUCUCAACACUCUGAUAGACAAAGAAGUUCCUGCUGAGAAAUGGGAUGUCAAGCUUGCACUGGCACUCCUAAGCGUAGCAUCGUCUGCGAGCGCAGCAGAGGGCCAGCAGUGGGGACCUUACCUUGAAAGCUUGCCGCAGACCUUGAACAACCUGCCUAUCUUCUACAAGGGAGCGGCUCUGAAGGAAAAGGAGGAAACCUACCCCGGAAUCUCAUCUGAAGUCGUUGGACGUGCGGCGCUGCUGAAAACCGUAUCGAGCUCUCUCGCCAACGCUCACGCGUGCUUGGAAGGUCUCAGUGUGCGGAGGUUGGCAUGGGCAUACGGCAUAGCAACUUCCCGGUCUGUGAGGCUGGACAAAAAGCGAGAUGGCCUGCUCCUUCCCUUCGUGGACUUUGCCAACCACGAUUUCGAGCCAAAUGCGCAGAUAAGGAGGAGCGGAAGUUCGUCUCCAAGUGCUGAGUUGGUCGCCCAGCGAGAUUUGUCGGCUUCUGAGCAGAUAACGAUCUGCUACGGCAACUUGGGUAAUCAAGAGCUUCUCCUCAACUAUGGCUUCGAGAUCACAGGGAACAAGUUCGACAAGUGA
Guillardia theta CCMP2712 is the source of this 846-nucleotide messenger RNA. RefSeq lists its product as hypothetical. Lineage: Eukaryota; Cryptophyceae; Pyrenomonadales; Geminigeraceae. Bases 1 to 846 code for a protein of 281 amino acids. Gene Ontology annotation, molecular function: protein-lysine N-methyltransferase activity; protein binding. The record is from RefSeq and is a predicted model, not a curated record. The transcript is spliced from 2 exons. Gene Ontology annotation, biological process: peptidyl-lysine monomethylation.